GGGGCUCCCCACACAGGCAGCAGAGAGAUUGCCUUGCUGCAAUGUCACCAUCAGCGCCACUGCUGCAGGCUGCUGGCACCUGCCGCCACUGCAGAGGACAGAGGGCCCUCAGCCCAGCAGAGACCCAGGACCGCCGGGCACGGUGUGAGGGCAGGCGGUGGCUGGCCAGAUGGGCAGCACCAUGGAGCCUCCCGGGGGUGCAUACCUACACCUGGGCGCCGUGACGUCCCCGGUGGGCACUGCCCGCAUGCUGCAGCUGGUUUUCGGCUGCACCACCUUCAGCCUGGUUGCCCACCGAGGCGGGUUUGCCGGCGUCCAAGGUACCUUCUGCAUGGCUGCCUGGGGCUUCUGCUUCGCCCUCUCUGCCUUGGUGGUGGCCUGUGAGUUCACGAAGCUCCAUGGCUGCCUGCGCCUCUCCUGGGGCAACUUCACGGCAGCCUUUGCCAUGCUGGCCACGCUGCUGUGUGCCACGGCUGCAGUCAUCUACCCGCUCUACUUCGCCCACCUCCAGUGCCUGCCCGAGCCUGCCGGUUGCACGGCCAGGGACUUCCGCCUGGCAGCCAGCAUCUUCGCCGGGCUGCUCUUCCUGGUCUAUGCCUCAGAAGUGGCCCUGACACGGGCACGGCCUGGUCAGGUCGCUAGCUACAUGGCCACAGUGUCGGGGCUUCUCAAAAUUGUCCAGGCCUUUGUGGCCUGCAUCAUCUUCGGGGCACUUGUUCAUGACAGCCGCUAUGGGCGCUAUGUGGCCACACAAUGGUGCGUAGCUGUCUACAGUGUGUGCUUCCUGGCCACGGUGGCUGUGGUGGCCCUGAGUGUGACGGGCCACACAGGGAACCUGGGCUGCCCCUUUGACCGCCUGGUGGUCGUGUACACCUUUCUGGCUGUGCUCCUCUACCUCAGCGCUGCUGUGAUCUGGCCUGUCUUCUGCUUCGACCCUAAAUAUGGGGAGCCCAGGCGGCCUCCCGAUUGCCCCCCGGGCAGCUGCUUCUGGGACAGUCAGCUGGUGAUCGCCAUUUUCACGUAUGUCAACCUGCUCCUCUACAUCGUCGACCUGGCCUACUCGCAGAGGAUCCGCUUCGUGGCCACCCUGUAGCCUGGCAAGAGGCCGCCUGCCCACCCGUGAUCACCAGAGGUGAUUCCAAGAACAGGAAGGUGACCAAGGUGAACUGGGACCUCAGAGGCGAGCAGCAGGGAGGCUGAGGGCGCAGGGCAGGCAUGGCAGAGAAUGCUCUUGGACUUCUGGCGGUGCUCAGAGGCUGGGCUUGGGGUGGGAACAGAGGAAGGACAGAGGAGAAGGGGGCCCUCAGCAGCAGAGCUCAUGGGCUCUCAUUUUCUCUUCCCUGUCUCCAUCUCCAUCUCCAAUCUUUAUCUCCCAUUUCCAGCCCUCCCUGGGCUCAGUGCUGGUCACUGUAGCACCUGCCAUUGUAACCCACUUUGCAGCUGGGCACACAGACUAGACGUUGGUGGUUGCCCAGUGUGCCCAUCAGUGUCGGGAGAUGCGCUCAGGCUGGGUAAUGUAAGUUGGAAAGGGGAGGUCUCCUGAAGGUGCUCAAGGUGUUGGAAAUGAGCCAGGGAGAGCCUCAGAGCCAGCCGAGGGAGGGGAGGAAGGGCUGGAAGAGCCUCCUCAUGGGCAGGGGCCAUUCCUGGAACCCUAAGAGGGACUGUGCCAGCUCACAGAGAAGAAGCCCGGAAAUCAGGACGAGUCUUGCCAGCCCGCACAGGGCCUCCCAGGGGCCACAGCCAAGGACCGUGGGUUAUAGCUCAACAGGCUGGAGGUGGUGCUAGGAGCCUGGAAGGGCCCACGGAAGCCAGCAGUACUACCAGGAGCAGUGUGGAGAGGAGAUGGGUCCCUACCCAGCGAUGGACCCCCACCUGGACUCUCACAAUGGGCCAUAACCUAGCAAUUGGGGUAGUGCCUGCUGGGCUCCCAGAGGCUGCCUUAGUACGCAGAAUGAACAGGUGGUGAGGGUUGGGCCUGGACAGCCCCUGGGACUUGGCCUCUGGACUCCUCCAAGCAUCCAGUUGUCCAGCUGCUCCUAACUGCCAAGGCCUGCUGGUAUCAUCAUCUUCCAUGUUCCAGCCAGCUUCUCCUGCAUGUGAGCCCAGAAGGCACCAGCCUUGGGUGGCCCACCAGCAACCCAGAGCCCAGGCACCA
Fukomys damarensis (Damara mole-rat) is the source of this 2155-nucleotide messenger RNA. RefSeq names its product myeloid associated differentiation marker like 2 (gene Myadml2). Bases 170 to 1093 code for a protein of 307 amino acids. The record is from RefSeq and is a predicted model, not a curated record. The transcript has a single exon. NCBI's taxonomy places the organism in Eukaryota, Metazoa, Chordata, Mammalia, Rodentia, Bathyergidae. Gene Ontology annotation, cellular component: membrane.